Messenger RNA from Panicum virgatum (switchgrass), 832 nucleotides. RefSeq names its product secreted acidic protein 2-like. The coding region runs from base 33 to 644 and encodes 203 amino acids. The transcript is spliced from 2 exons. NCBI's taxonomy places the organism in Eukaryota, Viridiplantae, Streptophyta, Magnoliopsida, Poales, Poaceae. The record is from RefSeq and is a predicted model, not a curated record.
UAGGAAAAAGGAAGACUAAGAUUGGUCCCGAAAUGAGAAAAGGGAAGAAACCACGCACUGAGGAGGAGUUAGGUAGUGACGAUACCACACCUGAGCCUAGUGGUGGUGAGGACAUUGGUGAUGAUGAUGAUGAUGAUGAUGAUGAUGAUGAUGAUGAUGAUGAUGAUGAUGGUGAUGGUGAUGGUGAUGAUGAUGAUGAUGAUGGUGAUGGCAAUGAUGGCAACGAAAGUGGUGGUUAUCGUAUAUCUCCUACUAUAAGGUUCACUGGGGAGGAGGACUUCACCCAUACAACACAAGAUACAGAUCAUGGAGCACCUACUUCACAACGACAAACAACAUCGACAAGUCGACAUGGUCGACAGGCCCCACUUGCAUAUGAUGAAGAUAGCUCCAACUCUGCCUCCAGUGGUCAGUACUACAACCCUUACAGUACUUCUCCCCCUGCAGGGGGCUUUCUGUGGCCACCACCAGGGGUGGUGAACCCGCCACUUCCGCAGGCAGUUGCAGCAUUGCCUUAUUUGGAUUAUCACGGCUACCUACCAUAUGGAGCUCCACAGUUGCAACAUCACCCACCUACGUACGUGUAUUUGCCACCAACAGACGAGCCGUAUGAGGGACCACCGGGAGAGAGAUUUGAGGACUGAAGAAUGCAGAGAAUAUGCUACAUGGAUUAUUCUGGACUAUGCCUUUGCCUCUGUUGUAUCUUUGGAUUGUAAUAAUUCUAAUGGACUUUGGAUGUAUUGCGUUCUAUGUGUGGACUUUGGACAUGAGUUAUGUGUAAUAAUUCUAAUGGACUUUGGAUGUAUUACGUUGUAUGUGUGGACUUUGGACA